Messenger RNA from Xenopus laevis (African clawed frog), 3925 nucleotides. RefSeq names its product nephronectin L homeolog (gene npnt.L). Bases 647 to 2782 code for a protein of 711 amino acids. Lineage: Eukaryota; Metazoa; Chordata; Amphibia; Anura; Pipidae. The record is from RefSeq and is a predicted model, not a curated record. The transcript has 14 exons. Gene Ontology annotation, cellular component: membrane; extracellular region. Gene Ontology annotation, molecular function: calcium ion binding; integrin binding.
AGUCACACGGCCCUUAUCCCAAGUGAAAGGCGCGUGUCUGUGGAAAUGAACUUUGCGUCGUCGUGCUAAUGAAAUACUGGUGGGAAUCUCACAGACUUCAAGGGAGCGACACACCUGCAACUCAGGGAAUGAGAAAGACUGAACAUGUCGAUGAAUAAGCUAUAGUACCAGUAAAUACGAGUCAGUCCGCUGGAAGUUGCAACUAGAGGGCUGGGUGCGGGACAUACCGCUACUGAGUUAUGAGAGGAAAAGUGCGCUUGAGGCGGCGCCAGGCUGUAACACGAUGAAGUUGUUGGGAAAGGGAGAGAGUGACUUGUGGGCAAGUGAAGAGGUGUGCUCUCCCUCUGAAGGGAAUUGCCCAGCGAGCAGCAGGGUGGGAGGAAAAUGAAGGUGACGUGCAAAUCACUGAGGGUGGGUUACUCCAACUCCUCCUCACUCUGAGCCGGGCUCAACAGGGAGGGAGUCACAUGUGUCACACGCAGACCUGCCGCUGCUUUCACUGGGUGUCUGCUCCUUCAUAUCAGUGGAUCUGUCGGUGGGUUGGAGAGAAGAUAGAAAGGGGAGCCCCACCAUUCCCCCCUCUCACCUGCCUGCCCUUGGAUACGCUGCCCUGCACUCUCCUGCGGUGAAUUCUCUCUCUUGUGUCAUGGAGUUAGUUAUCCGGUUAAUAAUUGCCUGCUCCCUGUACAUCAACGCUGCCGGGGACUAUGAUGGAAGGUGGCCUAGACAGAUUGCAUCUGCCUCGGGACUGUGUCGCUAUGGUAACAGGAUAGACUGCUGCUGGGGAUGGGCCCGCCAAUCAUGGGGACAGUGUCAGCCUUUCUACUACGCCUUAAGACAGAGAAUAGCCAGCGUAAGGUGCCGAUCGCAAGCCAUUUGUCAGCCAGCAUGUAAACAUGGAGACUGUGUAGGCCCUAACAAGUGCAAAUGUCAUCCUGGAUACACUGGAAAGACCUGUAACCAAGAUGAUCAGCUGUUGACUACAGUACCUGACUGGUAUCAUGAAGUCCCUUUUUUGUAUCCUGUUGAGGCUCCAGCAACGGGGGUACCACCAGGGGAUCUGAAUGAAUGUGGUUUGAAACCUCGGCCAUGCAAGUAUCGCUGUAUGAAUACAUAUGGAAGCUACAAGUGCUACUGCCUCAAUGGAUAUAUGCUGAUGCCAGAUGGAUCCUGUUCAAAUGCUCUAACUUGCUCAAUGGCAAACUGCCAAUAUGGCUGUGAUGUAGUGAAAGGAGAUGUUCGUUGUCGCUGCCCUUCCCCAGGUUUGCAACUUGGAUCAGAUGGUAGAACCUGUGUAGAUGUGGAUGAGUGUGCAACAGGAAAAGCUGUGUGCCCCAGACAGAGAAAAUGUGUUAACACUUUUGGAAGCUACAUUUGCAAGUGCCAUGAAGGAUAUGACCUGAUACAUGCUGCCGGGAAAUACCAAUGUUUUGAUAUUGAUGAAUGCUACACAGGCCAAUAUCAGUGCAGUCAAUUUGCAAGAUGCUACAAUACUCCUGGUUCCUACAGAUGUAAAUGUAGUGAAGGUUAUCGAGGCAAUGGAGCUGAGUGUGCACGCAUCCCAAGAGUGAUGAUUGAUCCUUCAGGUCCACAUAAUUUUCUACCAGGUAAAGAUAGCACAAGGAAUGUAAUAAGAGGAAAUAGCAGCAAUUUGAGUGGUAGUGAAGGAAGCAGCAACAGGAUUCCAGACUUAAUUGGCAGAGAUCCUAAGAGGCCUCCCUCACCCUCAUUUAUUACAGCUAAACCUGCUCCAAAGACUACAGCUAAACCUACAACACGGCCCCUUCCAAAGCCAGUGACUAGGCCAGCACCCAAACCUGUCACAAGGCCGGCUCCAAAACCAGAAACAAGGCCUCCUCCACAGCCUACUACAAGGACUCCAACACAACCAGUGACAAGGCCCCCACCACCAGUGACAAGGCCCCCACCACCAGUGACAAGGCCCCCACCACCAGUGACAAGGCCGCCACCACCACCAGCCACAAGGCCACCACCACCACCAGCCACAAGGCCCCCACCACCACCAGCCACAAGGCCACCCCAGCCAGCAGUUACAAGGCCUCCUCCACCAGUUGUCACAAGGCCAGCUCCAAGACCAACCACCAGCUCUCCUAUGAAAACAACAAGACCGGAAAUUGUCGUUACAAGAGAACCUGAGUUUGCUUUACACACUACUGUUCCAGUUGAUAAUAGGAUAAAAGUGGAGCCAGAGAAACCCAGAGGGGAUGUCUUUAUUCCACGCCAAGGAGUGCAACACAAUCUCUUUGAUAUCUUUGAAGUGGAAAAAGGGCUCAGUGCAGACGAAUAUGAAGAAAAUGACGAUCCAGGUGCUUUGAUUCAUUCCUGUAAUUUUGACAGCGGUCUGUGCGGCUGGAUCAGGGAUAAAGAAAAUGAUUUACAUUGGGAACUAGUAAAGGAUGAGUCAGGUGGCCAGUAUCUGACUGUUUUGGAGCCCAAAGGACAUGCAGGAAAAGCAGCCCGGUUGGCCCUUCAUCUUGGACACCUUUCACAUUCUGGAGAUCUGUGCUUGUCUUUUAGGCAUAUUCUAUCUGGGGAACAUUCUGGCAAACUCCAGGUCUUUGUAAGGAGAAUUGGCGCCUCUCAUGGACCUGCAGUUUGGGGAAGGAAUGGAGGAAACGGCUGGAGAGAAUCACAUAUAAAUAUACAGGGGAAAAACAUCAAAAGUAUCAUUUUUAAAGCUGAAAGAAGUAAAGAGAGAAUAGGACAACUUGGGCUUGACGACGUAAGUUUGAAGAGAGGUCAGUGCUCUAAAACACAUUAGAGCGGAACUUAAAGUGACAGCCAUUCAAUGCCUGGCUACGCUCAGGAACAGAGCAAGAGGGAAAUUCAAUGCUGUUUUGAAUUUCUGAUGGAAUCGGAAUUCUCAAAGAUACUCCUUUAAGAACCUGAUAGUGGGCACAAAACUGCAGACAAAAGUCAGCACGUUUCCAAAGAAUACAAAUAUAUAUAUAUAUAUAUAUAUAUAUACUGUAUAUAUUACUCAAGAUCAAUUUCUGGAGGGGACUGAAAAGAUUGGGGAAAUGCAUUUUGUUCAUUUGUAUACUAUUGAAAUACCUGUGCCUGUUCAUGUACAUCAACAGCAACCAAUUACUACACCCCUGUUAGUAUUAAAAGUAAUGUAAAUGCUUACUGUAUAAUAACAUAUUUAUCUUGUGUUAACAGAAUUGGCCUCCAGAAAUAGCAUGAUAGGGUGUAAAUAAAUGUGGUGCUAUCCAAUGUUAUAUACCCAAAUUGGGUAACUCAAUAACCAUAAAGAACGAAAGGCCACUGGUAGUCAUCCCAGCAUAACUAGAGAAUAUUAAAUGCAUCAGUUAUGGGAAGGGUUGCAAUGUUAAAUGGUAAACACACUGGCACACAAGGAACUUUUUGUAGGGUUACCCCUUGCGUUUAAAUGCAAGGGGUAACCCUGCAAAAAGUUCCUUGUGUGCCAGUGUAUUUACCAUUUGAUGUUAUAUUGGAGGUCGCCGGACUCCUAGCACUGAGCACCAGGAGUUCUCGUUAUCCAAUCUCCAGGAGUGUGCUCUGCUUCACUCUUCGUCGCUUAAGGGUUGCAAUGUUGGCACAUAACCAGUGAUGCUGCUAGCAGGACGUCCAAUCUUAAGGAUACAAUGGAGGUGCCCCUAUAUACUGAUGCCUUUAAAUAUGUUUGCCUCAUUGAAUUUGUCUAUGGCUGGUAUUUUUUUUUUCACUGAGGCAUUAGAUCUUUCUUACUGUGUCCUAUGGGGUUUGGACUGUGGCUCUACAUAUACAGACCUCAAUAAAAUAGAAUCCGCGAGGCAUCAGUUCUAUAGCUCUGAAUUCUACUUUGUCCAAACUGAGAAAUAUAUGAAAGGAGAAAGAAAGUCUGUUUUCACUUUGUGGGCCAAAUGUUAGGCACCCCCAAGUGAUUGUAUUGAUUUACCUG